AUGAGCAGUCACAACGGCUCCGAGCUCCACGUCCUCUGCAGCUCCGGCCAGCUGUUCUUGCAGCCGCUCUGGGACCGCCUGAGGACCUGGGAGGCCCUCAUCCAGUCGCCCGUCUUCCCCGUCGUCUUCUCCAUCACCACCUACGUGGGCUUCUGCCUUCCCUUCGUGGUGCUGGACGUCCUGUGCCCCUGGGUGCCCGCGCUACGGCACUACAAGAUCCACCCGGACUUCUCGCCGUCGGCUUGGCAGCUGCUGCCCUGUCUGGGGCAGACCCUCUACCAGCACGUGGUGUUCGUGUUCCCCAUGACACUCCUGCGCUGGGCGACCAGCCCCGCCCUCCUGCCCCCCGAAGCCCCCGAGCUGCUCCAGCUGGUCCGCCACGUCGUGCUCUGCCUGCUGCUCUUCGACACCGAGUUCUUCGUGUGGCAUGUGCUGCACCACAAGGUGCCCUGGCUGUACCGGACCUUCCACAAGAUGCACCACGAGCACUCGUCCCCGUUCGCGCUGGCCACGCAAUACAUGAGCGUCGGGGAGCUGUUUUCCUUGGGUUUCUUUGACAUGAUGAACGUCUUGCUGCUUCAGUGCCACCCGCUCACUGUCCUGACCUUCCACGUGGUCAACAUCUGGCUGUCGGUGGAGGACCACUCGGGCUACGACUUCCCCUGGUCCACGCACAAACUGGUACCUUUCGGGUGGUAUGGGGGCGUGGAGCACCACGACCUGCAUCACUCCCAGUUUACCUGCAACUUCGCCCCUUACUUCACACACUGGGACAAAAUACUGGGAACUCUGAGGUCUGCUCGCGCCAGGUGACAUGCAGGCACCCCUCCCGGCGUAGUAGUGUGUGCUGUGGUGAGGGGUGGGUGUACCUCAGACAUUGUGCAUUUCACCCUUGAAUCGGAAGAGACACCCUUGAGGUUGCUUUUUUGUUUUAUUUGCUGGAAACUUAUAGAGAAAAUCUGAUGUAUUUUUCACAAUCUAGUAAUUUAUGUAAUGUUUGUAUAUCAACAAUUAUAUUCUUGAUGUGGAAUUCUAGCUCAUUUCAAUAGCCUUGAUUUCUGGGUAUAAAGUAUCCAAAAUCACUGGCGUAUUUAAAUAAUCUCUAAAAGGGUUUGUUUGUAGAACAAGGAAUUUUACUCUGUUUGAAGGUGUCCUAGAACUAGGCUAAAAUAUUUUUAUGGAGAAUCUGAUCUGUGACUCUGUAAACAAUGAAACAUGUUCCUGCUGGACAGUGACUAAGAUUAUUGUACCUUUUUUCUUUGUUUUCAUAGAACUGUACAUUUAUAUAGAAGGAAACAUUAUUUAUGCUUGAAAAAAAGUAAAA
Messenger RNA from Mesoplodon densirostris (Blainville's beaked whale), 1324 nucleotides. It is a transcript of the gene CH25H, whose product is annotated as cholesterol 25-hydroxylase. Gene Ontology annotation, molecular function: steroid hydroxylase activity; iron ion binding; C-4 methylsterol oxidase activity. The transcript has a single exon. Bases 1 to 813 code for a protein of 270 amino acids. Lineage: Eukaryota; Metazoa; Chordata; Mammalia; Artiodactyla; Ziphiidae. Gene Ontology annotation, biological process: sterol biosynthetic process; cholesterol metabolic process. The record is from RefSeq and is a predicted model, not a curated record.